Gracilinanus agilis (Agile Gracile Mouse Opossum) is the source of this 1548-nucleotide messenger RNA. RefSeq names its product HIV-1 Tat specific factor 1 (gene HTATSF1). Lineage: Eukaryota; Metazoa; Chordata; Mammalia; Didelphimorphia; Didelphidae. Gene Ontology annotation, cellular component: U2-type spliceosomal complex; U2 snRNP. Gene Ontology annotation, biological process: mRNA splicing, via spliceosome. The transcript has a single exon. Bases 45 to 1394 code for a protein of 449 amino acids. The record is from RefSeq and is a predicted model, not a curated record. Gene Ontology annotation, molecular function: RNA binding.
CCCACCGGGACCGGGCGCCCGAGGUGCCUGCCGAGAGCGGAGAUAUGAGCAGCUGCCGGCGGGACGCCAAUGAGGAGUUCAAUGAACAGCUGAGGCUCCAGCAGCUCCAAGAGGAGGCCAAGCUCUCGGCCGGCGGCUCGCCGGAGGGCCCCGAGGGCGAUGACCCUUACACUUUCGUGGACCCGGCCGAUGGCACCGCCUACGAAUGGGACCGGGACAAGAAGGCAUGGUUCCCUAAGAUUACGGAAGAUUUCCUUGCCAAUUAUCAGGCCAAUUAUGGGUUCCCUGCUGAUAGCUCCUCUUCUUCCGGUGGGCAGAAAGAGAAGCAGGCUGAUGUGGAGGUAAAAGCUUCGCAAAAACCUACAGAUCAAAAAGCCUCACAAAACCCUGAAAAGAAACAGAAAGGUGAAAAAAGAAAGCCUGAGCCAGGGUGGUUUCAUGUCGAGGAAGACAAAAAUACAAAUGUAUAUGUGACUGGCUUACCUCCAGACAUCACAAAAGAUGAAUUUGUACAGCUCAUGUCCAAAUGUGGCAUCAUCAUGAGAGACCCACAGACAGAAGAAUAUAAAAUUAAGCUUUAUAAAGACAAACAAGGAAAUCUUAAAGGAGAUGGACUUUGCUGUUAUCUGAAGAGGGAGUCUGUGGAUCUAGCAUUAAGACUUCUGGAUGAUGAUGAAAUCAGAGGCUACAAACUGCAUGUGGAAAUGGCAAAGUUUCAGCUAAAAGGAGAAUAUGAUGCCAGCAAGAAGAAGAAGAAAUGCAAAGACUAUAGGAAGAAGAUGUCACAGCAACAAAAACAGCUGGAUUGGCGACCUGAAAAGAAAGCCAACACUGCUCGAAUGCGGCAUGAGCGGGUGGUUAUUAUCAGGAAUAUGUUCCACCCCAAGGAUUUCGAGGCAGAUCCAUUGGUACUAAAUGAGAUCCGGGAAGAUCUCCGAUCAGAGUGUGAAAAGUUUGGGCAAGUUAAGAAGGUCCUUGUAUUUGACAGACACCCAGAUGGAGUGGCCUCUGUGUCCUACAAAGAACCAGAAGAAGCUGACCUGUGUAUACAAGCCCUCAAUGGGAGGUGGUUUGGUGGUCGUCAGUUAAAUGUGGAAGUGUGGGAUGGUGUGACUGAUUUUCAGGUGGAGGAGACAUCCAGAGAGAGGGAAGAAAGACUGAAAGGUUGGGAGUCUUUUUUAGAGCAUCAUAACAAACAGAAAGAAACCGAUUCUGCUGAUCCAAAUUCUGCUUCUGGAAGUGUGGCCCUGGCAAAAGGGAAAUCAUCCCCAGCGGAUAUGACCUCACCUGGAGCAAAGGAGGAAGCUGGUAAUGGGGAAUGCAGUAGAGGAGGGACCCAAUCUAAGGACAGCAGUUUGGGCCUCGGUGAUAAUCAAGUCCAGGGAUGCCAUUAACCCCUUAAGCAUGCUUUGUAGGGCAAUGUUUGGAUUUCUUUCUUUGUGCUUCUGGGUGAUUACUGGUAGUAUUUCCAUGAAUACAUGCAUAUUAAUCAGAUGUCAUCCACUUAGUGCUUUGAAGUUUUCAUUAAAAGCAGUAUUUAAUGAGGAA